This is a messenger RNA of Hipposideros armiger (great roundleaf bat), 2940 nucleotides long. It is a transcript of the gene FAM171A1, whose product is annotated as family with sequence similarity 171 member A1. Gene Ontology annotation, cellular component: plasma membrane. The annotation marks the transcript as partial. The record is from RefSeq and is a predicted model, not a curated record. The transcript has 4 exons. Gene Ontology annotation, biological process: stress fiber assembly; regulation of cell shape. Lineage: Eukaryota; Metazoa; Chordata; Mammalia; Chiroptera; Hipposideridae.
AACGGUUUCCGAAGCCCCACUUAGGUCCUUUGUGUGCAAGUGAUGGAGAAUGCCUCUUGCUUCCAGGAAACGGCACCAGGUACGACCUGACCCCAGUCACAGCCGUCAGCGUCCACUUGCUCAGCAGCGAUGGAACACCGGUGCUGGUGGAUGGUCCCAUUUAUGUCACCGUGCCCCUGGCCACACAGAGCAGCUUGAGGCACAAUGCCUAUGUCGCAGCGUGGCGCUUUGACCAGAAGCUGGGAACGUGGCUAAAGAGUGGCCUAGGCCUCGUGCACCAGGAAGGCAGCCAGCUGACGUGGACAUACAUUGCCCCUCAGUUGGGGUACUGGGUGGCAGCCAUGUCUCCUCCCAAACCAGGUCCCGUUGUCACACAGGACAUUACCACGUAUCACACGGUGUUUCUUUUGGCCAUUUUAGGAGGAAUGGCUUUCAUACUUUUGGUUUUGCUGUGUCUCCUUUUAUAUUAUUGCAGGCGGAAGUGCUUGAAACCUCGUCAGCACCAUAGAAAACUACAGCUUCCUGCAGCCCUAGAGAGUUCCAAACGAGAUCAGUCCACAUCCAUGUCACACAUCAACUUGCUGUUUUCCCGUCGAGAGUCAGAAUUCCCGGGCCCGCUGUCUGUCACCAGCCAUGGCCGCCCGGACGCCCCAGGCACAAAGGAGCUGAUGAGCGGGGUCCAUUUAGAAAUGAUGUCUUCCAAUGGAGAAGUGGACAUGCACACACCCAUGCUGAAGCUUUCCUACAGCACCUCCCAAGAAUUCAGCUCUCGGGAGGAACUCCUCUCUCAUAAGGAAGAGGAUAAAAGCCAAAUCUCCUUUGAUAACCUGACACCAAGUGGGACGUUGGGGAAAGACUACCAUAAGUCCGUGGAGAUUUUCCCCUUAAAGUCCAGGAAAUCCAUGGAAAGAGAAGGCUAUGAGUCCCCUGGCAGCAGUGACUACAGGAGGAGUUACAAUGCCAUGCUGUCGCAGCCUUUAUUUGAGAAGCAAGACAGAGACAGUCAGGCCUCCGUUAACCAUAUUUCCACAGGAAGUAAGCUCACCAUUCAGGAACACAUGUACCCCACGCCUUCAUCUCCCGAAAAAGAACAGCUGCUGGACCGCAGACCUACUGAAUGUAUGAUGUCACGCUCCGUAGACCACCUAGAAAGACCUACGUCUUUUCCGCGGCCCGGCCAGUUGAUCUGCUGUAGCUCCGUGGACCAGGUCAAUGACAGCGUGUACAGAAAAGUGUUGCCCGCCUUGGUCAUCCCCGCUCAUUAUAUGAAACUCCCCGGGGACCACUCGUAUGUGGGCCAGCCCCUGGUCGUCCCCGCUGACCAGCAGCUCGAAAUUGAAAGACUGCAGGCGGAGCUCUCCAGCCCCCACGCAGGGAUCUUCCCACACCCCUCCUCUCAGAUCCAAGCCCAGCCCUUGUCGUGCCAGGCAAUCUCCCAGCAGCACUUGCAGGAUGCAGGCAGCCGCGAGUGGAGCCCGCAGAACGCGUCCAUGUCGGAGUCCCUGUCCAUCCCAGCAUCCCUGAAUGAUGCGGCCUUGGCCCAGAUGAACAGCGAGGUCCAGCUCCUGACGGAAAAGGCUCUGAUGGAACUCGGUGGCGGGAAGCCGCUCCCACACCCGCGGGCCUGGUUCGUCUCUCUGGACGGCAGGUCCAACGCCCACGUCAGACAUUCCUACAUUGAUCUCCAAAGAGCUGGAAGGAACGGGAGUAACGAUGCCAGCUUGGACUCGGGCGUGGAUAUGAACGAACCAAAAUCGGCCCGGAAGGGAAGAGGCGAUCCCUUGUCCCUCCCGCAGAACCACCCGCCCGUCCAGGAGCGUCCACAGAAGGAGCCGAGGGCGGCGGACGCCACCGCCUACACGCAGCUCGUGUAUCUGGACGACAUGGACCAAAGCGGCAGUGAGUGCGGCACCACCGUCUGCACCCCCGAGGACAGUGCCCUGCGAUGCUUGCUGGACAGCUCCAGCCGGAGAAGCGGCGGCCAGCUGCCCAGCCUGCAGGAGGAGACGACCAAACGAACUGUGGACAACCCCCCGGAGCCCUUAGCCAGCCCCGAUCAGAGAAGACCUGCUCACGAGGACGACGAAGAUGAUGACGACGAUGACCAAGGAGAGGACAAGAAGAGCCCCUGGCAGAAGCGGGAGGAGAGACCCCUGAUGGCAUUUAACAUUAAAUGAGCGACCGCAGAGCCACACUGCAGUGGAAUCUAACAAACUUGCCAAAAAUUCUCAUGGAAGCACUUCCGUGUUUGUGGAGGAAGUUGACCAACGGCAGCCGUGGGCCGUGGAUGUUGCCUGCAUUACCGUUUGCUGUGUGAAUGUUAGAAAGGAAUCACAGCUAGAACUCGGAAGAAAGGAUGAUGGUGAUGGAUGCCACACCGCCAGGGAGGUGGCCGAACGCAGCGUCUCAGCAGUGUCCUUCCACGAGCUUGGUGUGUCCCCCCCCGCCCCCCCCCCAGGACACUGAAAAACCGCAAGUGAUGUUGCUGGGUUCUGACGAUAACCUCAAUUCUCCCUCAGAUUCCCGGAACAGAUGAAACUCUUCUUUGCAUUGCUUGAAUCAGUUUUAUCACGAUAACGCUCCUGUGAAGUUCCGACUGAGAAAGUAGCUUGGCACCUAGUAUUCCGAGGUAUGCAUCACCUCAAAGGAAAGCUAUGCAUCGCUCUUCGUGCUCUUACUUUGCUUAGAUUUCUGCUUUGCUUGGGUUUUGUUUCGGGGGCGGGCUUCGUUUUUGGGGUUGGUUUUUUUUAACCCAGUUUGGUUAUCAAGAUUUUAUUCCUUCGUUUCAUCUGGUCUGCUUCUCGGUUUAUUUCGGUGUCUCCUUUCAGGAACUCCUAAGUGUCAUCUCUUAACAUCCAAGCCUUUUAAAGAAAUCAUACUGAAAUUUUGUAUCAGCUGAGAAUCCUUCAAUUCUGAUCCCAUAAACUCCAAGUGCCUUUU